AGAAAAAUUAAAGUUUUAACGAACCUAAAAUAUAAAAAAUAAAGUAAAUUGCUCAUCAUGAUGGGAAUGACAACAGGGCUACUCAUGCUUAUCCUAUAGCGCUCUGCAACAUAUUUAAAUUCUUCAACCUGCCGUUGCAGCUUCUUCCCUCAUCGUGUUAUUUCGAUUAUCUUUUCAUCCGAUCUUCUACGCGCCAAGUCAUCAUCUCAAUUACUUGGCAGCCAUGAACCCGUUUUUCAAGAAUUCACUGAUUCGAUGCAUUUUUAGUCUGAACCGGCUUCAUCCAAAUCUCAGUCACGAUUCUCGACGAUUCUGUCACUUUUCUGGGGAUAUCGGACCUGGGUCAUGGAAAUCAACGGAGGGUCUGGUUCGAUGCCCGGUGAAUGACGUGCCCCUGUCUCCUAUAACCUUCUUGGAGCGGUCAGCAACGGCUUACAGAGACAGAACCUCAGUUGUGUAUGGGUCUGUGAAGUAUACUUGGAGCGAGACUCAUGAACGGUGUCUCAAAUUGGCCUCUGCUCUCACCCAGUUGGGGAUUUCGCGAGGCGACCUUGUUGCAGUAUUGGCCCCCAACGUUCCAGCAAUGUAUGAGCUUCAUUUCGGGGUCCCAAUGGCUGGAGCUGUUCUUUGUACACUUAAUACACGGCACAAUUCAGCCAUGGUGUCAACCCUGCUUCGUCAUUCGGAAGCCAAGAUCAUAUUUGUAGACUACCAAUUACUUGAAAUUGCUCAUGUAGCACUUGAUCUUCUAAAGAAGACAGAAACAAAACCACCCAUCUUGGUCUUAAUUGUAGAAUCUGAUGGCUCACCCCCCACCAACUUCAGUACUUCUGACGGCUAUGAAUACGAGAGUCUCCUUGCAACUGGACAAUCUGAAUUUGAGAUCAGGCGGCCCAUAGAUGAGUGGGAUCCAAUCAGUGUAAAUUAUACUUCUGGCACAACAUCCAGUCCCAAAGGAGUUGUUUACAAUCACAGAGGUGCCUAUCUCAAUUCCCUUGCAACCUUUGUUCUCCAUGGAAUGGGCUCAAUGCCUGUCUACCUCUGGACGGUGCCUAUGUUCCACUGUAACGGAUGGUGCCUGCCUUGGGGAGUGGCAGCUCAAGGUGGCACCAACGUAUGCCUUAGGCGUGUCAUCCCAAAGGACAUAUUUGACAGCAUCGCUCUCCACAAAGUCACCCACAUGAGCGGGGCACCAACUGUGUUGAACAUGAUUGUGAAUUCACCGGUCAGUGACCGGAGGCCUCUUCCUUCCAAGGUGGAAGUAAUGACAGGUGGUUCGCCACCACCUCCGCCCAUACUUCGCAAGAUGGAGGAGCUGGGCUUCGGUGUAUCACACUUAUAUGGCCUUACAGAAACUUAUGGUCCGGGAACAAUUUGCACAUGGAAACCCGAGUGGGAUUCUCUGCCUCCUGAUGAAAGAUACAAACUCAAAGCCAGACAAGGAGUUCAACAUCUUGGGUUGGAGGAGGUUGACAUAAAAGAUCCUGUGACCAUGAAGAGUGUAGCUGCUGAUGGUAAAACCAUGGGCGAAGUGAUGUUCCGAGGUAACACAGUAAUGAGUGGAUAUCUUAAAGAUGAGAAAGCAACAGAAGAAGCUUUCAGGGGUGGAUGGUUUCGAAGUGGGGAUCUUGCUGUAAAACAUCCAGAUGGGUACAUAGAAAUGAAAGAUCGGUUGAAGGAUAUCAUUAUUUCUGGAGGGGAGAAUAUAAGCACUGUUGAGGUUGAAACAGUGUUGUAUAAUCAUCCAGCAAUUCUUGAGGCUGCAGUUGUUGCACGGCCAGAUAAUCAUUGGGGCCAAACACCCUGUGCUUUUGUGAAGUUGAAGGAGGGAUUUGAUGUUGAUGCUCAAGAAAUAAUCGAGUUCUGCCGGGAUCAUUUGCCACAUUACAUGGCACCCAAGACAGUUAUUUUUGAGGAUCUGCCAAGAACCUCCACCGGAAAGAUUCAAAAGUUUAUUCUAAGGGAGAAAGCAAAGGCCUUGGGUAGCCUUUCCUGAGGGGAGGAAAAUUGUAAAACAACAUAGUAAAAUUUGUUCUUACUUCCAAUAAAAUGUAAAAGAAAUGAAUCAACUUUUGGUGAUCAUAAUUAGUUUAGGUGACUGAUUGAAUGAAACUUGUGAUAUUGGACCAUCCAAGAAUUUCUCUAAACAUCUAACUGACUUAAUUUGAA
This is a messenger RNA of Vitis riparia (riverbank grape), 2169 nucleotides long. Its product is annotated as probable acyl-activating enzyme 2. The transcript is spliced from 2 exons. The coding region runs from base 224 to 1996 and encodes 590 amino acids. NCBI's taxonomy places the organism in Eukaryota, Viridiplantae, Streptophyta, Magnoliopsida, Vitales, Vitaceae. The record is from RefSeq and is a predicted model, not a curated record.